CUUGUACACUUCGUCAACCACAGCCCAUCCCCCCCUCGCCCAGCAUGGCUUCACUUCGCAAGCCAUCCCAGGCCAUCCCAUCACGGCCAGCGCCGGGCGGAGCACGCCGACGCGACCCGCUGCCCGGCGACGCAGACCGCAAGCGCGAUGCCCGCAAGUCCAAGGUCGAGGAGAAGAUGAAGUCGCGGCGGAUGAGCAUAAUGAGGUAUGCUGGUCCCGAGUCUUUCACUGUCGGUCCUGGCGCCCACGGAGUCGACUUCUUAUCAAACGACCCGUUCCAGGUCAUCUUGGACGUCGCGCCACCUCUCGAGGCCGACGAGUACGGCGAAAUUCGCGCCCCACCACCGAUGCCUAUAACAUCACGAGGCGGAUACUCCUCUCCCAAGGCCGCUCUUGGAACAAGAGAACUGCAGAGCUUAGAGGAGGACGACGAUGAUGAGCAUGGCAGCGUCCACGACGAGGCUAUCGGCACCAGGGCGCAAGCGGAAACUCACCAGGAGUGGGACUUUACCGAGCUCAAGGGCAAGGAUGUGGAUGUUGCUUCGUACGUGCGAAAGGUCAUGACUGGCGCCGAUGAGGAGGAGAAGGCCCGGCUGGUCAAGGCGUUGCACAAGCAGAAGGAGGCCAACGCGAAGGACCUGCAAAAGACGGUGACGGAACAGUACGCCGAGUUUGUCACCAUCUCGAAGGAGAUCUCGACGCUUGAGAACGAGAUGCUCGAGCUCAAGGAGCUGUUGACGGAGUGGAAGACGGUGCCCCAGCUAAUGGGCAAGGAGGACACGCUGGCGCCGACGCUGGACAAGGAUGGCAAUGUCGAACGCCACCGCGCCCGACGAAACUCGCCGCUCGACCUGCAACAGAUGUACAAGGCGCAGAUCACAAACCUGUGGUCGACAGUCGAAGGCUCGCAGCGAUAUCUUCCCCUGCAACAAGGUCGACACCUCAUGUUCGAAACACACAACUUUAUCGAGCUCAAUGCGGCGACAUACAAGCCCAAACAGAACAUCAGCCUGUUCCUCUUGAACGACUUGUUGCUCGUCGCUGGACGACGCCGGUUGAAGACCGGGCAGAACACGUCGGGCGAGAGCGAGCAAGGGCGACUGGUCGCGGAGCGAUGUUUCGUCCUCACCGACCUUGUCAUCACAGAUAUUAAAGACAGUGGAGACCUUACCAGCGCCCUCAAGAUUAAGAGGGGCAAGGAGGUCUUACUGUACCGCACCCCAAAGCCCGAGGACAAGAAGCAACUCCUCCAGGCGUUCCGCACCGUGGCGCAGGACCUCGCGGAGAAGAGGCGCAAGGAGAGCGAGGCCGAGCAGGAGCGGAGACGGACAAUGUACCAGGGCGAGCAGGGCGCCGCCGCGCGCAUGACGCGCAUGUCCCUGUUCAUGGAGGCUCGGCCGCUGUCAACAAUCGGCACAUCCCUCACCGACACCAAGGACCUGCUCUGGAUCGACGAGUUUGCAGACGACCUGACCAUGGCGAUUGCCACACGCGACUGGGACGAGGGCGUCAAGCUCGCCGAGAGAGGACACGGCCUGAUGCGCACCGUCGCCAACAACCCCGAGGCGAGCGAGAUGCUCAAGUUCCGCAUGGAGAGCCUCGAGCCCAAGCUUGUCGAGCAAAUCGCCAAGGACCUGGCAUCUACCGACAUCCGCAAGACGUCGGCCGCGCGCCUCAUCGAGCUGCUGGUCAAGCUCGAACGCGCCGACCUCGCGCGCGACACGUUCCUCAAGGCGCGACACGAGUUUAUGCUCAAGUUAGUCCGCGCGAUCAAGCACGAGGGUGACGUCGCAAUGUACAUCCACGAGCUGGCCGUGGUAUGCUUUACCAUUAUCCGACACACAUCCGACUGGUACAUGAACGCGUUCAAGGAGAACCGCAUGGCGUCAGCUGGCUUCGUCACAUGGGCGAAGAAGCAGAUUGAGUACUUUAGCGACGUAUUCCGGCGGCAGGUAUAUGCGCCCGCCAUUGAGCAGAACGUGGUGGACGACUGUUUGCGGGUCACAGCCUCGGCCAACCGCAAGCUCCUCCGUGACGUGGGACUAGACUUUACCUUCCUGCUCAACAGCCUGACAGAGCGGGAUGCUGCUGCUGCCGCUCGGCCACCACCGCAGAGCUCGCAGGCCGCGCGCGGGUUCCGCCCCGACGUGUCAUCGUUUGACGCGCCGCCAGCGAGCACUGGCCGCGAGCCGCCCCCCUCCCCCGGCGACCUGUCCCAGGGUUCUACGGCGCCGCUGUUCAUCUCCCGCCGAGCACGCCCGUCCGACGCCGGGCCGGCGCCUCCGCCGUCGGCGGCCAACGGCAACGGCCUGCGCAACGUCAGCAACAUGAGCAACGUGUCGGCCGCAAGCUACGCCAGCGACAUGAGCGGCGCGUCGGGCGCGUCGACGCCCGUCCCCCGCCCACCACCUAGAAGCGAGCGCCGCUCGCGGCCGCCCCCGCCACGACCAGUCUAAUGUACUAUAUUAUGCAUGACGAUGAUCUCUAGCCAAACAUCUUGGAGUACGCCUUCUUCUCUGCUUCCUUGCGUGCCUUGCGACGCGUCUCGACGCCACGGAGGGCAGCGAGGAUACCCGCGUCGUUGGGCACGAGGGCGCUGGCGGCCUUGAGGUCGGCCUCUGCUCCGUCGUCGUCCUUGAGCUGCGUCUUGGCCAGCGCGCGGCGGUAGAGCGCCUUGCCCUUCUCGGCGGGGGUGAGCCCGUCGACGUUCAGCGCGCGGGUCGCGAGCGAGGCGGCGAGCUUGGCCUGGGGCGGGGUCGUCUUGAGCGCAGCGAGCGCGGCGUUCGUGAGCAGGGGAAUACGCGUGGUGCGGUACGCCUCGACGAGCUUCUCGUCGGCGUCGGCGGGGAACGCGGGGUGGACGUCGAGGUAGCGCAGCGCCUUUUGGUACUUGGCCAGCGCCUGGACAAAGUUGCCGGCCUUGAACUCGGUCGUGCCGAGGUUCUUGAGCGUUGCAGCGACCUUGAGCGCCUCCUCGGGCUUCUCGGCGUCGACCGUCUCGUCGUCGGCGGGGUAGUCCUCCCACACGUCCUCUGAUCCGCUAGCCGCGGCCUCGGCGACGCGCGCGCGCUUGGCGUCCUCCUCGGCGACCUCCCCGGGCGUGAGCACGCCCGCGGCGGCAAUCACGACGGGGUCGAGCGGCUUGUCGUUCUCCGUCUCAAUGUCCUCGAUGCGCCGCACGAGCGCCUUGUUGGCCCGCACGCGGCCGAACACGACGUGCUUGCCGUCCAGGUGAGGCGUGGGCACCGUCGUGAUGAAGAACUGCGAGCCGUUCGUGUUGGGACCGGCGUUGGCCAUGGACAGGAGCAUGGGCUUCUCGUGCUUGAGCUCAAAGUUCUCGUCUUCGAACUUCUCGCCGUAGAUCGACU
Molecule: messenger RNA, 3368 nt
Organism: Vanrija pseudolonga
Lineage: Eukaryota; Fungi; Basidiomycota; Tremellomycetes; Trichosporonales; Trichosporonaceae
Gene: EXO84
Product: Exocyst complex component EXO84
Exons: 6
Coding region: 45-2456 (803 amino acids)
Biological process (GO): Golgi to plasma membrane transport; exocytosis; intracellular protein localization
Cellular component (GO): exocyst
Source: RefSeq, a predicted model, not a curated record